This is a messenger RNA of Symbiodinium sp. CCMP2592, 753 nucleotides long. The record is from the annotation of a GenBank genome assembly. NCBI's taxonomy places the organism in Eukaryota, Dinophyceae, Suessiales, Symbiodiniaceae.
AUGUACAGGUUGCGGAACAUGGUGCGUCGUUCCUUUGCCAGUGUCUGUGUGGUGGCGCUCGUGGAGUUCCACGCUUUCGUGGGGAUGAAGACGCAUGUCAGACGCUACAAGCUGCAGAGCCGCAACGCUGCUUGUGUCGACAGGUUUGUGACAAUGGCGCAAAGUGUGCUCAAUGUAAACGGGUAUGAUGCGAACGUCACACGAGUUGCCCUGGAGCUUGCCCAGAGGGAGGCGGAGGCGGAGGCGGAGGCUGCCAAGAUGCUUGCCAAGAGGGACGCCGAGGCUGCUCUGGAGGAGGCUGCUACCAAAUAUAGAUUGCUCCAGCUCAAAUACUUGUCAGAGAGUUCAAGAUUCUGGUUGGAGAAGAUGUUCAGGGAUUUUGCGGCAUUUGCGCAAACAACGCGUCUAUCAUCCAUCCAUUACAGCAACAGCGGCAUCAACAAGUUUUUGGCGAACAACCCGCUGACGUGGCAGGCUUUUGCUGCCCACGAAAACAUCUCGCUGGAGUUCCCUCUCAAUGUAUCUUUUCCAGAAGUGUCACAAUCAUUGUUGUAUGGUAGGCUGAGCGAGCAAGUGCACGAGCCGCCAGGCUUGGUUGUGCUUCGCUUGUGGAAUGAUACUGCAUACACCGGCGAGGUGUACUUGCUCCGCGACCUGGGUGCUCACUACAGUCGGAAGUUGGGCAUUGUCGCUGAGCCACUAGAUCUGAGCCGAGCAUUGGCUGACAUGAUGAAGCCAGACCGCCGUCAGUGA